AUGGAAAAAAAAUUAAAUGAACUAUUUAAAGAAGUUGCAACAUCAGAGGAACCAGUUCAAUCUCAAUGGUGGUAUGGUAACGAGGCAGAAAUCGAACGUUCACCAAUUCUUGCAACAUCUCGUAAACAGUUUGACAACUCACCUAUAACAAACUGCAUUAUUCAAAUGUCAAAGGAUUAUGCAGACUUCGUGAAUGGAUCUGGAAGAAAGUCUUUUCAUAGUACACCACCAUCUAAAAUGGAAAUGCCAAUUCAUUUGUCUGUUGUUCCAUUCAUAAAUGAACAGAAGGGGUUUAAUAGAAGAGGGGACAGGCCUCGCAUGAAGUCCGAUUAUCUCAAAUCUCCUUACAUUAUACAGCUUUUCCUACCGGUUGUCCGUUCCUUCCACAUUUUCCUUUUUGUAAUCAAUCUACAACACCCAGAGUUUGUAAUCAUUGACAACAGCAAAGUUGAUGAUAUUGAUGUAAAAUAUGGUCAAUUGUCCCAUAUCAUCAAAACGUACAUACUUGAUUACUUAAGAUCUCAGAAUCAUCCAAAAACUGAGAUGUCACAUCUGAUGCCACAUAGACUGGAAAUGCCUUGGAGAACAAUAAACAACCACAUUGAUUGUGGUGUGUUCACAAGGCGUCACAUGGAAACGUAUAUGGGUGGAAGUAUGAAUGAGUUUAAAGUUGGGUUCAAGAACAAAUCUCUUGCAAAAGAUGAUCAACUUGCUAAGUUGAGGACAAAAUAUUUAUACAAAAUCAUCACUCAAGAAUAUAAUGUGCAUAAGGAUGUUGUGCUUCAAAAGGUUGAUCAAUUCCACAAGAUUCCUUCAAGACAACGCUCUGAAAUGUUGAGUAUUGCAAAGGAACAAAUUCACACAAUAUUAGAUGAUUUUAGUUAA
Lactuca virosa is the source of this 885-nucleotide messenger RNA. The record is from the annotation of a GenBank genome assembly. NCBI's taxonomy places the organism in Eukaryota, Viridiplantae, Streptophyta, Magnoliopsida, Asterales, Asteraceae.